Mycena citricolor is the source of this 1844-nucleotide messenger RNA. The record is from the annotation of a GenBank genome assembly. Lineage: Eukaryota; Fungi; Basidiomycota; Agaricomycetes; Agaricales; Mycenaceae.
GAGCUGUAUACAAGUCACCAAGUGCACACUCAUUAACAGCCGAAAGUCAUCGCGUCGAUUCCGCAUGACGGGCACGCAUCCAACCCCCCUGACCCCCGAAGAGCUCCGCGAGCAUGAGUUCGCGCGCGAGGUCCGCGACGCACAAAGUCUAGUCGAAUUCACCGGCGUCACGAUAAACGAGGCGCUGCGCGCCUUGCGGGCAUGCGGCGGGGACCUCGAGAAGGCUGGGAAUCUUCUUUUCUUGUCCGCUCCAGACGAAACUUCCGCCGAAUCCCCAAGCUCCGAAGAAGAAGAGAGUACGAAGUCCAUCCGGUCUUAUUUCGCGCAUCUGUUCCCGCCGACCAACACGGGACCUGGGGAUGUGCCUGGAAUGAAGGGAGGGUCGCUCAUCCAGCUUGACUCCAGAGAAGAGAAUGAUUCCGAUCCUGAUGGCCUGGAAUCGGCUUCUGUCCGUGCGACCAGCAGGGCGUCCUCUCCAGGAGAUUAUGCGGCUCGUCCGACGGAGUGCGAGACCGAGCUUGAUGAUAUGGCUGAGUCUGAGAGAGAAGCUGGGAGCCCUGCGCGCUCACCCGUCCUCCAGAGCAUCAUCCUCGCCCUUUUCCACAUUCCGCAAGUCCGGCAAAAACUGUCCGAGCUCGGCAUCUCACCUGAAGCGCCCAAUUCACGAAGUCGCGGUAUCUUAUCGAUGCAAUCGCGUGGUGCUCUUGUUGAUAUUUCUCCAGAAUACGCGACUUGGAAACUGGUCGAAAUGUUCGCCUGUCUCGACCUGGCUAGAAUAUCGUUCUUUGUUGAUUCUGAGCUCCUUGAUGCGUGGAAUGCCGUCCCCUGCGAAAGAAACGGACCCACCAUCCCGGCCCUCUCGCGCACUCGGCUUUUCGGCUCUGAAUGGCAACGAAUCUUGAUUACAGCCUCCGGCAUACCCCAAACUGGCCCCUCCCUUCUGGGGUACAUCAUCCCGCUGCCUUCCUCGGGCGUACACGACUCCGGCGACCUUGUCAAGCAACUGUCUGCGACACUUCACCAGUUCUGCGGGGACAAAUCCUCAGACCACCAGGUCAUCACGGAGCCUUCGGAAAUCAUUGUGUUCCAGAUCUCGGCUGCGAUCCGCCAUCUUCCCACCACCAUAUACCUGGAUGAGUUCCUUGAGGAGAAUUUGUCAUUGGCCAACGAGACCAAGCGCGCAACUAAGCACGUGCAGAAGGAGAUCGCGGACAUUGAGAGAGAACGGGAGAAGUUCAUGCUAUUUGAGGGAGAAAAUCCGCUCGAGAUGCUCCGUCAGGUCAUCUCCGAGUACGAACAUCCGAAUGUACUGAAGCCACGCAGCGAAGCCGAUGCGCGGCGCAUGGAAGAACUUGCUCUGAGCCUGCGCCAGGUAUUGCAGAGACUUGAAGUCCACGUCCAGUCUCUUGACGAGAAGUCGCUGGCACUGCGAAAGGAUUUGGACGCAAUCACGAACGAGGAGGAUCUCAAGAUGACGCCGUACGAUCUGCGAGCAUCCUUGGUGACGGACGGGGAGCACGGUCCUCGUAACACUUACUCGUACGUGCGGGCAGAGUCGAAAUGGUGGAAACUGCUCGAUGGGGAGGUCAUUGAGGUGCCGGAAGAUCUCGUACUGUUGGAUUCCCCCUAUCUCGUGUUUUACAGCCAGCGACAGCCUGACACUGCUUCGGCACCGAACACCUGGCCUUCAUUUCUCGUAGAGGAAAUCGAACGCAGCUCUCAAAUGUUCCUAGAGACUCUUCGGAAAGAGAGCUCCCGAUACACGAGUGGGGCUCCAUAAUUCAUCUAUGUUGUCAAUACAUUCAUUUUGGUACAUAUCUCUUAACUUUGAGUGACCGUGAAAA